Molecule: messenger RNA, 935 nt
Organism: Daucus carota subsp. sativus
Lineage: Eukaryota; Viridiplantae; Streptophyta; Magnoliopsida; Apiales; Apiaceae
Product: DEK domain-containing chromatin-associated protein 2-like
Exons: 4
Coding region: 312-935 (207 amino acids)
Biological process (GO): chromatin organization; regulation of double-strand break repair
Cellular component (GO): nucleus
Molecular function (GO): DNA binding; histone binding
Source: RefSeq, a predicted model, not a curated record
ACCACCCACUCACUGAAAUUAAAGCCCCGCCCACACCACUGAAAUCUGGAACCGGCUGCGGUCAAACACACACUCACUCUCUCUCUCUCUCACAUCAAAUAUAACCACCGGCAAUCAUUACUCCCCAGUCCCCCGUACAUAUCUAUCUACACACAAUUCUCUGCUCUCUCAUCAAUUACUCUUACUAGCAAACCCACCCCGUCACUCUCGCCCCAAAUUCUCCCCCAAUUUCUAGGGUCUCUCAAUUGCCCACUUUAGGGUUUUCUCGAUUCCCCAAAUCUCGCUCAAUUCUCGACUGAAUUCGCGUUUCAAUGGCGUCUGAGGACGGAUCUGGGGAAGAGGACACGAAAGUAGCUGAUAUGCAAGUGGAGAAUCCUGAAAUUGAAGCUGAAAAAGAAGCCGAAUCAAACCCUAACCCUAAUCAUACUCAACCUGAUUCUGUAAUGGCGGAUAAGGAGGAAGCAGAGCAAGAGGAAGGUGUCGACAAGGCGGAACAAGAUGUUGAAAAGGACCAGGAGGAACAAGAUGUCGAAAAAGAGGAAGAGAAGGAGACUGAAGAGGCGGAAGAGGAAAAGGAGGAGGAGGAGACAAGUAAGAAGGGAAGUGGAAUGAAGACACCGGUGUCGAGAAAGCGGAGAGGCGAAGUGAAAGAGUCGACAAUUGAAAGGCCUUCUAGGGAAAGAAAGACAGUUGAGAGAUAUACCGAAACUUCUUUAGCUAGAGGUUCUGCCACCAAGCCCUUUUCGAUUGAGAAGGGGAAAAGGAUGAUGCUCAAGGACAUUCCAAAUGUGGCCUUCAAGCUGUCAAAGAUAAAACCUGAUGAUAACCUGCAGCUACUACAUAACAUCCUUUUUGGAAAGAGGAUGAAGGUGCAUACACUAAAAAAGAACAUUGGGUUGUUUUCAGGCUUCGUGUGGGCUGAGAAUGAGGUAUGA